UUCUUGGUCGUUUCCACGCCUUGACUCUUGAGAUCGAAUUACUUAAAAGGGUUUCCUUUUCUCGGUAUUUCGUCAUCUGGGUCUGGUCCUAAAACACCAGAGAGAGAGAGAGAGAGAGUUAGAUUCAAGUGAGGCAAGGUCAGCGUUUACAUUCGGUUAUUUGGGGAGCUGACUCUUCCUGUUUGUUAUUUUCUUGUUUUUCUUUGAGAUUCUGAACCCAUGGAGACUUAUAAGAAAUGGGUUAGAAGGAAUAAAGAUUAUGUUCACUCAUUGGAGUCUCUUGCCAAUGGAUUGACGUGGCUUCUUCCCGAACGGUUUUCCGCUUCAGAGAUAGGACCAGAAGCAGUAACUGCAAUCUUGGGCAUUAUCACUGCUAUCAACGAGCAUAUCAUCGAUACUACUCCAACCCAGAUGCAUGUUGGUCCUAUGGAGCCUAAUUCUUUCCCGUAUUCGUUGUGCAUAUCUGCUAUGAAGGAUUUGGAAACAUUGGUUGAAGUUGCAGCUCAACAUUAUUUUGGUGACAAUAAGAAAUGGAAUUUCAUUGCUGUUACAGAAGCUACCAAGGUGCUAGUUAGGCUCAUUUUGUUCCGGAAUAGUGGAUAUAAGAUGCUUCUUCAUGGAGGAGAGACACCAAAUAUUGAAAAGCAUUCAGAUGUCUCAAGCUCGCAGCAUAAUGUUGGGGGUUUCCCAAGACCUGGAUUUCGCCAUGGUCCUAAUGGACUUAACCCGUGGAAUCUAGAAGGAAGGGCAUUAUCUGCACUGAGCAGGUUUGGAGAAAAUGCCAGGAUGAGUUCUGACCCUGUAUGGCUGCACAGGGCCGAACAUCAGCAAGCUAUUAUGGAGCCUCCAUCUUCAGCGAUUGAGAGGCCAACACUUUCCAUGAUUUUAUCUGAGAAAGGUGUCCAGGGGGCAUUAUUUCUCAUGGGAGAGGUCCUUUUUAUUAUAAGACCCCUUAUUUAUGUGCUGUUCAUCAGAAAGUAUGGAAUUCGGUCAUGGAUUCCUUGGUUUGUUUCGCUGGCUGUAGAUGCUGGUGGUGUAGUCUUUUUAACACAGGUUACUAAAUCAAGGGAUGGUGGAAAAGAGCAACGCUAUCACCUUACUGCUUCUGAACAGGACGAGUUGAAAAGAAGAAAAUUGUUAUGGGCGCUUUACCUUAUGAGAGAUCCUUUCUUUACCAAGUACACUAGGCAGAGACUUCAGAGAACUGAAAAGCUACUGGAACCUGUUCCUAUUAUUGGGCUUCUAACAGCGAAAAUUGUUGAGCUUGUUGUUGGUGCUCAGACUCGGUACACGUACAUGUCUGGAUCGUAAUGGACAGCACUAGAAGUUGAAUUUCCGAGUCUCUUUGAUUUUAGGUGAAGUAUUCUCCUUUGGAGGAGUUUGUCCUCUUAUGUCUUGUCUAUAGUUUUCACUCCGGAUGCAGUUAUAAGCGUCAGUUGCCAGACUCGAAUUGGCAUUGCUUUCAUCUGUAUCACAAGAAAUUCAACAAAAAGCUUUCCAUAAAAAUCAGCAACAGUUUUUUUUAGAUAUGCGUUUCGUUCUCUUCUAAAUAAGUGAAUGCUUUGCUGAUCUUACUAUGUAGCUAUGAUUUUGGGAGGUCUGUGAUAUGCUUUAGCACGGCCAUGUACUGCAGUACUACAGUUUCGAGUAUUCAUGCUUCCAGAUGCUUUAUAAAUCGAGAAAAAUCUCGCUUUUCGUUGUUUAUUUAA
Messenger RNA from Populus euphratica (Euphrates poplar), 1709 nucleotides. Its product is annotated as peroxisome biogenesis protein 16-like. Bases 220 to 1311 code for a protein of 363 amino acids. The record is from RefSeq and is a predicted model, not a curated record. The transcript has 8 exons. Gene Ontology annotation, cellular component: peroxisomal membrane. Gene Ontology annotation, biological process: peroxisome organization. NCBI's taxonomy places the organism in Eukaryota, Viridiplantae, Streptophyta, Magnoliopsida, Malpighiales, Salicaceae.